CCGCGCAGACGUCGGCGGCCGCGCACGGCAGGGAGCUGCGCCCCCGCGCAGGAUGCGCGCUGCCCCCGGCCGGGCCGCGGAACAAAGAGGAGCUGCCGCCCGCCGCCGCCUCCCGGCCCCGGGCUGAGCCGCGGCGCUGCCCGCAGCCACCUGCUGCUGCCGCCGGCACCUCCCUGCGCAGAGCGGGGCGCGGAGCUGUCCGCGGCCCUGUCCCUGGUGCUGCCGCCCAGCCCUGCCCUGCCCUGCCCGCGCCUCGGAGCCCUGCCCGCCGCCCACCCGCCGCUCCCGGAGCCCUGCCGGCGGCGCGGCCCCGGGCACCCUGUUGCGCUGGGUGCGGAGCCGGCAGCGGGAGGAGAACGGCGCCUGCCGAGGGAGCCCCUGCCCAGCCUGAGAUCCGCGCCCGGAACAAUGGCUGCGCUGCCGAGGCUGCUCGCUGCCUCUUCGGCCGCCUUGGUGCUCUGGGCUGGGUUUUGUUCUGCGGUGUGCGUGGAGGUCCCGUCAGAGACAGAGGCUGUCCAAGGAAAGGACAUGAAGCUACUCUGCAUCUCCUGCAUGAAGAGGGAAGAGGUCACAGCCACCACGAUGGUGGAGUGGUACUACAGGCCAGAGGGUGGACAAAAUGAGCUUAUCUACCAGCACAAGAACACAAACCAGGAGCUGCCAAGCCGCUUCAGUGGUCGGCUGCAGUGGAAUGGGAGCAAGGACAUGCAGGAUGUGUCCAUCACGGUGGUGAACGUCACCCUGAACGACUCCGGCGUCUACACCUGCAACAUCACCCGCGAGUUCGAGUUCGAGAUCCACAGACCCCUCUUCAAGAGCUCCAGGACCAUCCACCUCACCGUGGUGGAGGAGGCUGGAGAAGACUUCACCUCAGUCAUCUCUGAAAUUAUGAUGUAUAUCCUGCUGGUCUUCCUCACCCUCUGGCUGCUGAUUGAAAUGGUUUACUGCUACAGGAAAGUCUCCAAGGCAGAGGAGGCUGCCCAGGAGAAUGCGACAGACUACCUGGCAAUCCCAUCAGAAAACAAGGAAAACUGUGCUGUGCCUGUGGAGGAAUAGCAGAGAGGAGCCAGUGGCACCAAGGGGCUCUGAAGACAGAAGGAGCUCAUCACUGCCAGCCAGGUUCGAGGGGGAGCUCUGCAGCGCCGGGAGGAGCCGCGGGGAAGUGUAAAUCCUCUCCCGUUUGCCUUGGACUCUGUACAGCCUUGACCUUGGCCUCACGACUCCAUCCUGAGCUGCCAGCCCAAUUUGCUGAAGGACUCCUCUUUUGAAGCAUGUUGAGCAAAGGGCAAAGGGGGUGUGGGCAGCUCAGCUCCUUCCCAAGGGCUCAGGCCCAUCCUCACCUUUAAUCCCUCUGUAAAUGUUAAGUGUCACUUCUUA
Pogoniulus pusillus (Red-fronted tinkerbird) is the source of this 1377-nucleotide messenger RNA. RefSeq names its product sodium voltage-gated channel beta subunit 3 (gene SCN3B). Bases 409 to 1056 code for a protein of 215 amino acids. Gene Ontology annotation, molecular function: sodium channel inhibitor activity; transmembrane transporter binding. The transcript is spliced from 6 exons. Gene Ontology annotation, cellular component: voltage-gated sodium channel complex. Lineage: Eukaryota; Metazoa; Chordata; Aves; Piciformes; Lybiidae. Gene Ontology annotation, biological process: sodium ion transport; ventricular cardiac muscle cell action potential; regulation of sodium ion transmembrane transporter activity. The record is from RefSeq and is a predicted model, not a curated record.